Dermacentor andersoni is the source of this 2787-nucleotide messenger RNA. NCBI's taxonomy places the organism in Eukaryota, Metazoa, Arthropoda, Arachnida, Ixodida, Ixodidae. The record is from RefSeq and is a predicted model, not a curated record.
AUGAGGCUGCACACUUGGGAGCGCACUCAUGUCCGGCUACAGGGUCCCGUUGUCCACAUGUACGACAUACUGGAGUGUCCGGCUGGGGACAGACGUCCGAUCGGGCCUUGCCCGCCCCUGGGUCUACUCUUCAUCUUUUCACGAAGACUUCCGCCACAAGUGGACACCAUACGAAUCCCGGUCCGACUCCAGGCUGGCCCUCCAGGCACCUCCAAAUCUACGAAGCGGCGCGGCGCCGCGCUAACCCUAACUCGCCGCGCCUGCACCUCUGAUAUGCAGCGUCUCACGAAGACCCGGCAGCCGACAGCCACCAAUGCCCCGCUGGCCUCCUCUUCUACCGCCGCCGGUGCCACUGUGCCUACUCUGUCAACGCUGAAUGCUACCAGCGACGUGACCAAUUCUAAGCCGGCAGCCCUGCCGGCUGCGUUCCUGCACUCCGCACACGCCACCGUGCAUAUUCCGGCCACGUUCAACGCUGUGAGCAACGCUGAUAGCUCUGACUCGACCGCCGCGUCGCAGUCGGCGUUCGUCGCCUCAAUGUCUCCUACGACCAAGCUCCACGCUGUCAGCGACGCCAAGAGUCUCGGACCGCUAAACGUGUCGCAGCCAGCAGCGUUCACCGUCGCCGCCGCGGAUGCCGCCGCGUCUAUUCCGGCCACAUCGGCGCCUGAUGUAAAGAGCUGCAAUCAGACAUCAGAAUCGCAGCUGACCGCGCUUGUUGCAGCCGCUUCCACCGGAUCCCCCACUUCUGCCGUGCUGGACAGUGCAAACUCUAUGCCCGCCGAUGUCAUUCCCAAUGUUCCGAGCCGUGUUUCUGUCGCCCCUACCUCCUUGACCACCGUGUAUCCGGCUGACGACUCGUCGGCGGAGAUAGAUUUCACGUCGUCCCCAGACAACGACCAUAAUACGCCAUCAUUGGAAAGCGACUGGAGCACCGCUCCAUCACCUCCAGGCUCCUACGCCGCUGCAGUGAAAGGGCCCUCGGUGCAAGCAUCCCUUUCUUCCACUACUAUACCCUCCCCAUCCCUGAUUGACGAGAACCGCUCCUUCGAUCUCCGGCUCACAAUGCUUGAGCGUCACCAGCGCGAACAACAGUGCAUCUCCCAAGAUUUACAACAGCAAAUCCACACAUUGACACAAACCCUAAAGCCAACCACCUCCUCUCUUACAUCCCAGCUUACCAAGCUAAAUGAGCACCUUGCCACGUUCAUCACCCCGUCCCCUAACGCCCAGGUCGCCCCAUUGGCUGACCUGGUAGAAACCACCACCAACGCACACCACACUCGCUUGCUUCAGCUCGAAACUUCGAUUGUCCAGAUCCUCACCACCCUCCAAACCCAAUCCAAGCAAUUGGAAUCAUUCGCUUCUAUGCUGGGCUCCCUCCAGGAGUCACUCCCCCCAGCCAAAAAGAAGGAACCCUACUCUGGCGAUCCUAACCCAGACCUCGACCGCCCUUUCACUCCCCGGGAGCUCGAAGCUGCCCUGGCUGCUAAUGCUUCUCGCUCGGCUCCCGGUGAGGACGCCAUCACAUACAAUACACUCCGCAACCUCCCCGACCACUCCAAGGAAUUCCUCCUUCAGACUUUCAACAAUGCCUGGGACAGCGGCUGCUUGCCGAGCACUUGGACAUCCUCCCUUACUUCUAUGAUUCCGAAGCCGGGCAAACCUCCCUCCCUUUCUAACCUUCGCCCUAUCUCCUUGACGUCGUGUGUUGGCAAGACCCUUGAGCGAAUGGCUUUGACUCGCCUUUCUGAUUUUAUUGAUGCGAGAGAGUUCUUCCCCCAUUCUCUUAUCGGGUUUCGACGGUGCGUCUGUGCACAGGACAUGUUCCUGAUCCUCCAGCACACCUUUCUCUCUCCCAAUCCCAGCCAGAUCCACGCUCUUGUGACUGUUGAUGUCCGCAAGGCCUUCGAUGGUGUGUGCCACGACCAUAUCCUGUCUCAACUCUCCUCCCUGGACUGCGGAAACCGCAUGUACUCUUAUCUCCGCUCCUUUCUCUCUAACCGAGUGGCUCGUUUCCAAGUGGACAAACAUCUGUCCGAUCCCCACACGCUCACCCGUGGCACUCCUCAAGGUGCUGUUCUCUCUCCUACCCUUUUUAAUCUAGCUAUGACCCCUCUCGCCUCCCAACUAGUCCAGAUUCCUGACCUCCACCACGUCUUUUCUGCCGACGACAUCACCCUCUGGUGCUCGUCUGGUUCUCCCGGUCACGUACAGGACACCCUGCAACGUGGCCUCGAUCUCAUCAACUCCUUUCUCUCCACUGCUGGCUUGUCACCUGCUCCGGAGAAAUCCGAGCUUCUCCUUCUUAACUACUCCUCAUACCAGCGCUCCCACAACGCCCUAAUCUCCCUCCACCUUUCCGGCUCUCCCAUUCCUAUUGUCCCCCAAUGCAAAGUUCUUGGCUUCCCGUUGCAUGCAGCCAAGAAUGUGCAAGCCCUACACCACGCUGUCAGGACUUGUCACUCGGUAACUCACCUCCUGCGGCGCGUGGUCACUCGGCGCUCGGGCCUCCACGAGGCUCAUGCGUGCCGAGUUGCCCAUGCGCUCGCCCUCAACAAGUUCCUGUACUUUGUGCCUUACGUUUCCUUCACCCACACUCAGCUUAACACCCUCGAGACCGCCCUUGUGGGCCUCUACAAGGCAGCUCUCAACCUCCCUAUCACCACCUCCACUGCUAAGCUCUUUGCCACAGGCCUCUUCCAUCCUCUUCGUUCUCUUCUCUCUCUCCCCCUCAUCCAUCACUCACUGUGCCGGAGGCUCGCCUUCUGCGGCACAUCCAAAUGA